Molecule: messenger RNA, 2266 nt
Organism: Mus caroli (Ryukyu mouse)
Lineage: Eukaryota; Metazoa; Chordata; Mammalia; Rodentia; Muridae
Source: RefSeq, a predicted model, not a curated record
UGUGUGUCACUAGGCGGGCCAAGCUAGGGCGGUGAUUCCGAGUGAUUCCGCCCGAGGUGGGCCUUGCGCACCUCAGCUGAUCCUGACGUCACCGUUCGGCCGCCAUGGCUGAGAAGCAAGCAGACUUGGCCAGAGAGCCGGAUCCCGAGGGGUCCUCACCUGGGACCGAGGGGUCCUGGAACUACGACAGCAACUGCGUGUUCUGCCGCGUGGCGGCGGGUCAGGAACCCAAAACUGAACUCUUUCACUGUGAGAAUGAAGACCUGGUUUGUUUCAAAGAUAUCAAACCAGCUGCACUUUAUCAUUAUCUCGUGGUGCCAAAGAAGCAUAUUGGAAGUUGCAAGGAUCUAAACAAAGAUCACAUAGAAAUGGUUGAGAGCAUGGUAGCUGCUGGGAAGACCAUGCUUGAGAGGAAUAAUUUCACAGACUUCACAGAUGUAAGAAUGGGUUUCCAUGUUCCUCCAUUCUGUUCCAUCUCUCAUCUACACCUUCAUGUGAUAGCACCAGUCAAAGAGUUUGGCUUCUUAUCAAAGCUGGUUUACAGGCAGGAUUCCUACUGGUUUGUCACAGAAAUAAAGUCUUUACUAUCGGUGUUUGGAGGGCAGUUCACUAACAGUCAGGAAACUUAUGGAAAGUCUCCAUUUUGGAUUCUUAACAUUCCCUCUGAAGACAUUGCAAGAAACUUGAUGAAACGGACUGUGUGUGCCAAGUCUAUAUUUGAACUAUGGGGUCAUGGAAAAUCUCCCGAGGAGCUGUAUUCUUCUCUUAAAAGUUACCCUAUGGAGAAGAUGGUUCCAUAUCUGCAUUCAGAUUCGACAUAUAAAAUAAAGAUUCACACAUUUAAUAAAACAUUAACUCAAGAAGAAAAAGUGAAACGAAUUGAUGCACUUGAAUUUCUGCCGUUUCAAGGAAAAGUGAACUUAAAGAAACCACAGCAUGUAUUCUCCAUUUUGGAGGACUAUGGUUUGGACCCAAACUGUAUCCCUAAGGAUCCACAUAAUAUUUAUUUUGGCAGAUGGAUUGCAGAUGGACAAAGAGAGCUAAUUGAGUCAUACAGUGUCAAAAAGAGACAUUUUAUUGGAAAUACAAGUAUGGAUGCUGGUUUAUCAUUCAUCAUGACCAACCAUGCAAAAGUGAAAGAAAAUGAUCUUGUCUUUGACCCCUUUGUUGGAACAGGUGGCCUCCUUAUAGCAUCUGCUCACUUUGGUGCAUAUGUGUGUGGGACAGACAUAGACUACAACACAGUUCAUGGCUUGGGAAAGGCUAGUAGAAAAAACCAGAAAUGGCGUGGACCAGAUGAAAACAUCAGGGCAAAUCUUCGUCAGUAUGGCUUGGAGAAGUUUUACCUUGAUGUCUUGGUUUCAGAUGCAUCUAAGCCUUCCUGGAGGAAGGGAACAUAUUUUGAUGCAAUCAUCACAGAUCCUCCAUAUGGUAUCAGAGAAUCUACAAGAAGAUCAGGUUCACAGAAGGAAAUACCAAAGGGAAUAGAAAAAUGUCCAGAAAGCCAUGUUCCUGUCUCCUUGAGUUAUCACCUGAGUGACAUGUUUUUUGACCUGUUAAAUUUUGCAGCUGAGACCCUUGUACUGGGUGGAAGACUAGUCUAUUGGCUACCAGUAUAUACACCAGAGUACACUGAGGAGAUGGUGCCUGGGCACCCUUGCCUGAGACUCAUCAGCAACUGUGAACAGAAGCUUUCCAGUCACACAGCAAGGCGCUUGAUCACCAUGGAGAAGGUGAAGGAAUUUGAGAACCGGGACAAGUAUUCACACCUGCUCAGUGAUCAUUUUCUGCCGUACCAAGGACAUAAUUCUUUCCGUGAGAAAUAUUUUAGUGGUGUAACAAAAAGAAUUGCCAAGGAAGAAAAAUGCAGCCACGAGUGAAAACUCUGAUGCUGACAAUCAGGAAAGAAGAAGCGUUUUACAAAAAGGCUUUGGAUGGGAAUUUGUGCAUAUGAUUUACAAAACCUGUGCUGAUUUACAAUUUUUAUAUAAAUAACUGCUAUUAAUCAAAAUUGGAUAAUUUCAAAAUGGUCUUUGUUUUAGAGACUAUUUUGAUGUAUAUGUCUUUUGAGCCUUGUUAAGUGUCAGGGACUGAUAUGUAUAUAGAGACAAAGUGUUUAUAUUUUUACAAAGACAAUAUUGUAUCUGCCACAUACAUGGUAGGUAAUUAAUAGUGAUUUAGAACUUACUCAUUUUGUAAAGUUGCUUGGUUUGACUUUUAGUUGCGACUGUUUUUCAUUGACACCAAUAAACUUUACUGGGAAUUU